UGCAGCAUAUUUAUAUGAGAAUUCUAUUCUCCCACCCAUUUGUCACGGCUUCUUCGUUCCUAAAACCACAUUGAUUCAAUGAACCCAUGCUAUUCACUGAGAACUCUUGAUGUUUUACCGGCAAGAACCUUCCAGCCAACGCCGAGGUCAAUUUUCUCUCCUCAAGUAGCCCUCCUAUUGCUCCAAAAAUGCGCCAAUUUCAAGCAGAUGAAGCAAAUCCACGCCAAAAUCAUCCGCACCACCCUCCACCACAACCAAGUAAUCGUCGCCAGAUUGAUUCGCCUCUGCUCUUCCUACCGGGAGCUGGAUUACGCAGCUCUAGUGUUCCAACACGUCGAUAAUCCCUCCACUUUCGUUUGGAAUAUGCUCAUCAGAACGUACACCCUCAACGAUUGCCCGCAUCGAGCUAUUCAAUUUUAUAAUUUGAUGAUUUUCCGAGGCGUUGCUGUGGAUAAAUUCACGUUCCCGUUUGUUAUGAAAGCGUGCCUCGCGAUUUCCUCCGUCGACAAGGCGAGGGAGGUUUAUGCGGUUGCUGUUAAAUCUGGGUUUCUUGGAGAUGUAUAUUUGGAUAACGUUUUGAUAGAUUUGUAUAUGAAAUGUGGGGCUGUCGAUGAUGCGCUCAAGGUGUUCGACAAAAUGCGGCACAGAAGCGUUGUUUCCUGGACAACUGUAAUCGCAGGGCUUGUCCUCAACGCGAGAAUGGAUAUUGCUCAGAAGGUGUUUGACAAAAUGCCGACGAGAAAUGUGGUUUCUUGGACGGCGAUGAUCAACGGCUACGCCAAGAGUGACGAACCGGAGAUGGCGUUCAAGCUCUACACGGAGAUGCAGCGUGAUAACGUCAGCCCCAACGAGUACACGUUGGUUGCCCUUCUGACGGCCUCGGCCGAGCUGGAGAACCUCAAACUGGGUCGUUGGGUGCACGAAUACGCUAUCAAGAACGGGUUCGAGAUUGGGGUGUUUCUAGGGACGGCUCUCAUCGACAUGUAUAGUAAAUGCGGAAGUUUGGAGUAUGCCAAGCGCGUGUUCAUGGAGAUGGAGAGUAAGAGCGUGGCAACAUGGAACACAAUGAUCUCGAGCCUAGGGGUUCACGGGCAGGUUGAAGAAGCCAUUGCCGUUUUCGAAGAGAUGGAGAGGAGGAAUGUUCAACCAGAUGCCAUAACGUUUGCUGGAGUUCUCAGUGCCUCCGUGCAGACAGGCGAAGUUGACACGGUCCGUACAUACUUAUACUACAUGGUGGAACGAUAUGGCAUAGAGCCGAGCUUCGAGCAUUAUGUUUGCCUCUUUGAGAUGUAUUUGGCAAAGCUGAAUCUAGAGCCCUCUGAUCGUCCUAGUUCGUGACUUGUUCAAAAUGCGCGAAUACAUAUGAUUAUUUAGACGACGAGGUCGAGGAAAAUACCUUGGCAUCACGUCGUUGUUCGCUGCAGUUCAUCGCAGACUGAUAAAAACGAGCAGCAGCAACGGGUACAUGUCGGACAUUUUUACUAAACAAGCUCAUUGCUUCAAGAGAGAGUACAAGAUAGAAUCAACAGAGAAGUGAGGAAAUAAUGUGAGCUUUUGUAUUAUAUUCUGGUGAGUAAAUAUACAUUUUUUCUUCUUCUUUGAAGUUGACUAUACAUACAGAAAUCUACAUUCCUUAUGAAUC
Salvia hispanica is the source of this 1642-nucleotide messenger RNA. RefSeq names its product Tetratricopeptide repeat (TPR)-like superfamily protein. Gene Ontology annotation, molecular function: RNA binding; protein binding. The record is from RefSeq and is a predicted model, not a curated record. Lineage: Eukaryota; Viridiplantae; Streptophyta; Magnoliopsida; Lamiales; Lamiaceae. Gene Ontology annotation, biological process: RNA modification.